AUGACUGGCGCCGCAAAGCCCUUUCAGGGCCUCCUGCGAAGGGCUCUGAUGCCCACAGCUGUCAUCAUAGUCCUUUGCAUCUUGGCAGGCUUAUCGGUAUAUAAUUUGACGAAGGACAACAGUUCGAGGUUGGGAGGUCCCCGGUCUGGCUUCCCUAAAUGGGUCCAGGACUUCGAAGGAUCGCAUACGAGGCUCCAUUCUGAGAACGCAACUCUGAGAAGUCCCCUGAGGGAGUUGGAGGGAUGGAGCAAAGUGGCUGUUAUGAAUAAGAGCAAUGAUGGGAUCUUUUCUGACGAUCUGGACACGACAAAGCUCGGAGAGCUCUGCGAAGCGAUCAGCAGGCGCGAGGAGCUCAAACUCCCCGGCGCAGCUGCGGAGCCCCUGAAAGAGUCAACUCUGAAACGUGCGAAGUCCAACAAUUUCUUGGCCCAACUUCUCUUAACUGGGCCAGAACGUGAUAGCUUGCCACGUGGUGACACGUCAUCUCCUUCCUCCCUGAUUGGGAUUCGGGUCUGGCCAAAAUUGACCCAGGAUGAGGUCAGAACAGUCGGGGAAGGCAGCAAGGAGUGGGAUCUUAUGAGCUCCUUUUUGAAUUUCUGGAACGCGGGAUGGAAGCUAGACGAAGCGCACUUCUACAAAACUAGACCGGAGGCUUUGACGGAGGCUGGGGGCGGUCAACCGGGGUUUGCCCUAUUCAAACACGUCCUUAACCCAGAAGAUCCGCGACCGGUUGAGUUUGUGCCGCGGGGGGAUCCCUCUAGGAUUCUGUUGCCGAAAUGCGAACGGAACGUAACGGUGAAGCCGGGAGGUGUGGGCAUCUGCUUGAAAGUUCGCAAUGAGGAGAGGGCUCUAGAGGAGUGGCUAAACUACCAAUACAGUCUCGGAGUGAGCCAGGUUUCUAUAUACGACGACGGAUCAACGGACAGAACCGCCGAGAUUGCGCAAUCGUACGGUCCCUUUGUGGACUAUAUGCGCUGGGACAGGCCGUCUGGAGUGUUUCAAGCGGACGAGAUCAAUAUGUACCAGGACUGCGUAAAAUGGCAAACGAAGCGAGGCGCUGAGUGGAUCGGCGCGAUCGACGUCGAUGAGUAUGUCGUGUUCGAAGAUCCAAACCAGACACUGGACGCGUUCCUGGCGCGCUUCGACGACGAAAAUGUCGACGUGGGCGCCGUCAGUUUCGCGUGGAGGCUGAUGCAUUCGGACGCGGUGGCGCUUCCGGACCCCGCGUUCGCCACUCUGGACGUCCGGUUCCGCUGCCGAGACCUAGAGGAGCUCGUGCUCAAGACGUUUGCCAAAACCGCAGCCCACGAGUCGAUCGACCACCCCCACUUUCAGAAGCUGAAGCCGGGGUUCCGCCAAUACGUCGCUUCAGGUGCCGUCGUGGAUCCACCCGGGCCUUUCGCGAGCUACUCCCCGGUUCCCUCACCCGCUUGGCUGAACCAUUAUCGACGGGCCUCCUUGUUCGAGUGGGUUCAGAAGUCGAACAAACGCAACGCCAGACGGUCGGAUGUUGCGGGCGGAGCUGGAUCCGUUUGGGCCAUGAACGAGUACGAUAUCGUACACCUGCGCCACACCUUCGAGGCCUGCUUUCCUGUAAUGACAGAUGUAUCAGCGGUACUAAACGUACUUGCGCGGCAGGGAUGUUUGUGA
Molecule: messenger RNA, 1650 nt
Organism: Klebsormidium nitens
Lineage: Eukaryota; Viridiplantae; Streptophyta; Klebsormidiophyceae; Klebsormidiales; Klebsormidiaceae
Source: the annotation of a GenBank genome assembly